Nothoprocta perdicaria is the source of this 1081-nucleotide messenger RNA. It is a transcript of the gene RPL15, whose product is annotated as ribosomal protein L15. NCBI's taxonomy places the organism in Eukaryota, Metazoa, Chordata, Aves, Tinamiformes, Tinamidae. The coding region runs from base 64 to 678 and encodes 204 amino acids. Gene Ontology annotation, biological process: cytoplasmic translation. The record is from RefSeq and is a predicted model, not a curated record. The transcript is spliced from 4 exons. Gene Ontology annotation, molecular function: RNA binding; structural constituent of ribosome. Gene Ontology annotation, cellular component: cytosolic large ribosomal subunit; ribosome.
CGGGUUUGUGGGAGGCGGGCUUCUUCCUUUCCGGCGUGGGCCUCCAUCAGCAGGUAGGCGAGGAUGGGCGCCUACAAGUACAUCCAGGAGCUAUGGAGGAAGAAGCAGUCGGACGUGAUGCGCUUCCUGCUCCGCGUGCGCUGCUGGCAGUACCGGCAGCUCUCGGCGCUGCACCGCGCGCCGCGGCCCACGCGGCCCGACAAGGCGCGGCGCCUCGGCUACAAGGCCAAGCAAGGUUACGUUAUCUACCGCGUCCGUGUUCGCCGUGGGGGCCGUAAGCGCCCGGUCCCCAAAGGUGCCACCUAUGGCAAACCUGUGCACCACGGCGUUAACCAGCUGAAGUUCGCCCGGAGUCUUCAGUCUGUGGCAGAGGAACGUGCUGGCCGUCACUGUGGAGCUCUGAGAGUCCUGAACUCCUACUGGGUGGGUGAAGACUCCACGUACAAGUUUUUCGAGGUGAUCCUCAUCGAUCCCUUCCACAAGGCCAUCAGGCGCAACCCCGACACGCAGUGGAUCACCAAGCCGGUGCACAAGCACCGCGAGAUGCGCGGCCUCACGUCGGCCGGCCGCAAGAGCCGCGGCCUGGGCAAGGGCCACAAGUUCCACCACACCAUCGGCGGCUCGCGCCGCGCGGCCUGGCGGCGCCGCAACACGCUGCAGCUGCACCGCUACCGCUGAGCCGCGCCGCUCUAACCCCCCAAUAAAGCCUCUGCGGGCUGCCCGCUUUAACGAGCGCCUCUGCUGCCUCUUUGCUGCCUUGGAGAAGCGUGCACUUCUCCAGGCCUUCAGCUGCGUCCGGGCCUUGAAAGGUGGUUAAAAACCAUGUUACUUGGUAGUGGGGGAAGGCUAGACUCCAAGCAGAGUUCUGUGAUGAUUUUCACUCUUAGUGAGGCUGAAAGUUUGAAUGGAGAAUUCAAUGGCUAGACCUCAUCCUCCUCCUGUUGCUAGGAGGAUACUUACUUUCCACCCGUGGGCRUCUCUGUCCUGUGCUUACACUGAAGGCCAGCUUUGAGCUUGUGCAAUGAGAUGUAAAUUGAAAGUGCUAGCUUACUUUUAUAGCUGAUUAAAUGAUAAUGACAGU